AUGGCCAGUGCGCACGCCGGCGACUCGAUCAAGCUGUUAUUUGGCGGCAACGGGCACUCGCGCGCUGAUUUCGGAGGUGUGAGGACAGGGGAUGCAGGGCGUGUGGCCGUGUACUGGAAGGGGGAAAAGGAGCGUGAGAUUGUGGAUGUGGCGGAGUAUACAGAGGAGAAUAAGGUACAGGAGAAUGGGUUUUCGGAGGAGAGUUUUGCGUAUCCGGAGGAUGAGGGGGUGGUUAGUCCGCCCGAGUUGCAGGAUAAGGGGAAUUAG
This is a messenger RNA of Plenodomus lingam JN3, 267 nucleotides long. RefSeq lists its product as uncharacterized. The record is from RefSeq and is a predicted model, not a curated record. Lineage: Eukaryota; Fungi; Ascomycota; Dothideomycetes; Pleosporales; Leptosphaeriaceae.